This is a messenger RNA of Lagopus muta (rock ptarmigan), 13036 nucleotides long. RefSeq names its product ankyrin repeat and fibronectin type III domain containing 1 (gene ANKFN1). NCBI's taxonomy places the organism in Eukaryota, Metazoa, Chordata, Aves, Galliformes, Phasianidae. The record is from RefSeq and is a predicted model, not a curated record. Gene Ontology annotation, molecular function: protein binding. Bases 373 to 3612 code for a protein of 1079 amino acids. Gene Ontology annotation, cellular component: spindle. Gene Ontology annotation, biological process: establishment of mitotic spindle orientation; regulation of establishment of bipolar cell polarity. The transcript has 19 exons.
AGUAAGUGGGAGAUGACAGAGCCAACGCACUGCCUGUGUUAGGGGAGCAACAAAACCCCGAUAGCGAUAUAAAUUAUUGGAACAGUGCUCAUCUGGGGAACUGCAGACAGACAAAGCAGCUCUGAGGAAAUGCAUCCCUGUCAACAAACGUUUGUUUCAGCUGAGGCUUGAAUAACAGCAAAAUGAAAAGCAGAGUAAUCUGGUGAGGGGAAAAUGGACUGCAGCCACUUGUAAGGAAGAGGUUUAUCAUUCUGCCCAGAGGCUGAACCAGCAAAGACAGCAAAGCCAAUGUGAUUCAUACAGUGAAGAUAGUGGCAAUUACCACCAACUUGGUCACGUUUUGCCUUGAACAGCUGAAACCACUAGGUGAAAAUGACACAGCAAAUGCAGAAUUUAAGUCUCCUCCAGAGUAAAAAGAACAGUAUGCCAUCUUCUCCAAAUGCUGCAAAGCGACUGUAUCGGAACCUGUCAGAGAAGCUGAAGGGGAGCCACACGUCCUUUGAUGAAGCGUAUUUCCGAGCGCGCUCAGACCGGCUCAGUCUCCGUAAGACCUCGAUGAAUUUCCAAUGCAAUGAAGCUAUGUUUGAGGCCGUAGAACAGCAAGAUCUGGAUGCUGUUCAGAUUCUUCUCUAUCAAUACACACCAGAGGAACUGGACCUGAAUACUCCAAACAGUGAAGGACUUACUCCUUUGGAUAUUGCUGUUUUAACUAACAACAUCCCUAUUGCUAGGACUCUUCUACAUGUUGGGGCAAAAGAAAGCCCACACUUUGUUAACAUGGAAAGCAGGUCAGUGCAUCUGUGUACAUUGGUCCAGGAAGCACAGCAGCGAGUUACUGAAUUGUCUGCACAAGUGAUGAAUGAAGGCCUUGGUACAGACAACACAGAAAAAGAGAAGCAACUAAAAGCAUGGGAAUGGAGAUACAGGCUAUACAAGCGCAUGAAGGCAGGCUACGAGCAUGCUAGAGCCCCUGAGGCGCCAACCAAUGUCUGUCUCAUGGUAACAAGCAGUACAUCACUCACUGUCACCUUCCAAGAACCUCUGAGUGUCAACUCAGCUGUGGUGACCAAGUAUAAAGUGGAAUGGAGUUGUUCAGAAGACUUUUCUCCUUUGGUUGGUGAAAUAAUCCUGGAUAAUCUUCAGUCUUUGAGAUGCACCAUCACAGGUCUCAGAACAGGCCAGAGGUAUUACAUUCAUGUUUCAGCAUACAAUAUGAGAGGAUGGGGACCUCCACGAAGAUCUACUCCUGCAUUUGCUUCUCCUUCAAACUGGAAAGACUGCAGUGGAAGAGAGCCUCGGCACAGGGGACAUAGUGAGGCCCUGGAACGUCUCCUUCAGCAGGUUCGAGCAGCUCAUCAGCAUUAUAAUUGCAGAGAAAGUUCCAAAUUACAGAACACUGGCCGCAAGCAGUCUGUCUCCAGAAGCCUGAAGCACCUUUUUCAUUCAUCAAACAAGUUUGUGAAGACUCUGAAACGGGGACUCUACUUAUCUGUCAUAUUUUUUUACAAAGACAAUCUGUUGGUAACCAAUGAAGAUCAGAUCCCAAUUGUGGAAAUUGAUGACUCUCACAGUAGUUCAAUUAUGCAGGAUUUCCUGUGGUUCACAAAGUUGUCUUGUAUGUGGGAUGACAUCAGAUGGCUGAGGCAGAAUAUGUCUGUAUCCAUCUCCUCAUCAACAACACUUCAAGCCAGGCAAAAGAUGCUUUCUGCAGCAGCACAGCUCCAGAACUUGCUGGGAACUCACAACCUCGGCAGAGUUUUUUAUGAGCCAAUCAAGGAUCGGCAUGGCAAUGUAUUGAUUGUUACUAUAAGAGAAGUGGAGAGUCUUUAUUCAUUUUUUAAUGGCAAAUGGAUGCAGGUAUCCAAACUACAAAGCCAGAGGAAAUCCCUUUCAACGCCAGAGGAGCCAACAGCAUUAGACAUUUUGCUUAUAACAAUCCAGGACAUACUCUCCUAUCACAAAAGAAGUCAGCAACGCCUCCCUCCUGGAUUGUAUCUGGGUUACCUUAAACUCUGCAGUUCUGUGGAUCAAAUCAAAGUCCUUGUGUUGCAGAAGUUGCCUAAUGUCCUCUGUCAUGUCAAAAUCCGAGACAACAGCAAUGUCUCCAGAGAUGAGUGGGAAUGGAUCCAAACACUUUCUGGCUCAGAAUCUGUGGAAAGUAUGGAUCAUACUUCAGACUGCCCUACUCAAUUGUUCUUGUAUGAGCUCCAGAUGGCAGUGAAAGCUCUCCUUAAACAGAUCAAUCUACCUCUGCAUCAGGCUAAGCACUUCCGUCUGUAUACACAGGAGGUGUUGGAACUGGGUCACAAUGUCUCCUUUCUUCUCCUGCUCCCCGCCUCAGACGACGUCUGCACUGCCCCAGGACAGAAUAAUCCUUACACCCCACACUCAGGAUUUCUUAACCUCCCUCUUCAGAUGUUUGAACUCGUUCAUUUUUGCUGUUACAAGGAAAAAUUUAUAAGCCUGUAUUGCCGCCUUUCUGCUGUCAUAGAGCUGGACUCUCUGAAAACCCAGCAGUCCCUGAGGGAAGCAAUUUCAGACAGUGAAGUCGCUGCAGCCAAACAAAGACACCAGCAAGUUAUGGACUGCAUACAGCAAGUUGAUGAGAUCUGGAGGGAAAUGAGAUGGAUCACAGAAGCACUGCAGUACGCAAGGUACAAGCAGCCUGCAGCUGGGCUACCAAUAAAGAAACUUGUGAAUCUUUCAGAAGAACACUCUCAAAAGAAAGUCAGUUCAACAUCUUCACAUCUAGAUUGUCUUCCCUCACCUCCUUCCUCACCUGAGGCUAGAAGUCAGAGGAGAAAAGCUGUAAGCGAUUCCCAGCCCUGCUCAGAUGAAGAAGGCUGUUCAGAAGUAUUCCUUCCGACUGACAGUGACUAUGAUUCCAGUGAUGCAUUAAGCCCCAGAGAAUUAGACUUGAUUUACUCCUCCCCACACGACAUAUCCCAGCAGGCAGGCAGUGGCCUGGGCGGUAGUGCCCCUGAUGUUCUCCAAGUCCACGACAUGAAGCCUUGCCUAACACUGAAAGAAGGCCUGACAGAGUGUAGUGCCUUUGAUUCUAAUGCUGAAUAUUGCACAGAGGAUAUGAGCAAUCUAACGAUGUCAGGGAUCACAUCAAAAAGCAUAGACAAGUCCUCUAGCUCCAGGCAGCCAUUGAGCUUUUUAGGGAAAAAGAGACUAGGGAAACAUCAGCAUUACAACUACUUCAGCAAGCAUCAUCGUUGGCUGCGUGUGCACAGCGAGACACAGUCUGCCUCUCUGUCUGAAGGUGUGUAUACUCAGCAUCUCAUGAGAUCUUCAGAUUUAUCUCAAGAACCUACCUCCAGUGAGCAGUCACAGCUUCCCAUCGGUGAGUCACGGAGCACUUUCUUACCUCAUGCAUCCAGCCUUCCAGAAGAUGGAAAAGGCAAGUAUGAGGAAUCGAGGCAAAAUGUCCAUAGGAUACACGUGGAACCUUAUAAAACAACAUUUCUGAGUGAAGAGGGCAAAUCCUGGGCAAUGAGCAUGCAGUCUGUAGAAAAUGAGGAUGUGCACAGUGCUAUGCAACAGAAAAUGGGUUCAGAUGAUGCUGUGGGUUCUGCUGUCUCAGAAGUAUUCAGCAGUACACUGUAACUCCAAACUUCUGCUUUGCUUCCCAUUGCUCCACAAGGAGGUAGUGAGCAUUAUGCAUAUAGGGCCAUACUUUCAAAACUACUUUUGGAAGUCCAGCUCCUGAAAUGACAACUUGUGUCACUCAGAAGAAUCCUAAUCGUUUGACUCCAUCGCCACAUUCCCAGUCUUACAGCAGUAGCUGCCAUGAUGCAAGCAGUAUUACUUGUACCAGCAGUUUUGCAAGGAGGGUCGCACAUAACGGGACGCUUUGUGGCUGCAAAUCCAGUGAUCAGUCUUUGCAGUUGUCUUAAUUUCCAGAUAUCUCUAAGCAUGCAAAAUUUUAAGCAUGAGUGGUUCUGACUGCAAUGUAGCAGAAAUUGUACCAUCCUUGGUGUCCUCACGUUAGGACUGUGUCCUAAGCCUCUAUGAACCUGUUCUCCAGCAUCUCCAAUGCAUUUUUCUUCUUCUCAGCCCUUUUGAAUGGAUUAAGGUUGCAUGUCACUGAAGUGCUAACUGAUUUAGUAACAGUUAUCCCACAGUGUCUAGCCACUAUAGAGAACCGAGCAUUCUUUCAGUAUCUGAAAAAUCCAGUCAUCAUUAACACUGCAUGCACAAUCUCUGAAUGUUGCCAGAGCCUGACAAAAUUAUCACAGCGUUUGAGGGUUUUUUCAGAAGCUCAGAUUUCAAAUGACAUGAGUAGCAGGUUAUUGUAAAGGCUUAAACAGGAGUCAACCUUUGAGGUCACAAGCAGACAGAAUGAGUCUAGUCUCUCCAGAAUGAAUAUACACAGGGUCUGAAUAGGAGUGAAGAGAAGCUUGGUCCUCUACCCACACACAAGUGUGCAUUUCUUUAUGCAGAGACUCUCAAACAUCCACUGGAAAAAAAUGCACCUACUUUUGUUCCUGACUUUUCAGUGUAUAUUCAGGGGUAUCUGAUCACUAUGUCUGAAAUUGGGAUAUUCUGGCAAUUGCCAUUAGGGAAAUUUGGGGGUGCAGUUUAAAGUUGCAGUGUUUUGUUUGUGUCACCAAUAAACAUUGGCAUCCUUAGAAGAGUGCAAAGCGGUGUUAGCUAACAAAAGAGUGUUAGCAUGCUGUAUUUGUCUAAAGGCAGAUCACAACUUUGUCUUUUGCAACCAGAAUAAGACUUAGAGUACUCCAGAAGAUGAUCUCAACAAAGACAUCUGUAUUAAUGAGAACCAUAACAUCUGAGUCACUGAGAAAUGAACUAAUGUGAAGAGAAACCCCAGCUGUUGCACAAGCUUUAAUUUUUCUUAUACAGUUCUUGAAGUUUAAUUUUAUGGGCCACAUUCCUGCUGGUUAAAUUCCCUCACUCCAUGUUGGCGCAGCCUUCUACCCUUCAAUUUUUCAGCCUCCAGGUGGAUACAUUCUAAGGCCUCCAAUAAAGAGAUUUGAGUUAAAUAGUUGAGUUUACAAGUCCUUGAGGUGAAGGUAAGGAUUUGGGCCCAUGAUCUGUGGUCCUUAUUAAAAUAGCACUUCCAUAACCCCAGUGCUAUUAAAAUCCCUGUGAACUCAAUCCAUAAAUUCAAAAAUAAAUGUUAUUCACUAUUUCAUGCUUGGUCAGUAUGCAGAAGCCAAAAAGAGCUUAAGCAGUGAUAUAAACGCAGAAACUUUCUAUAAGGCAUUUACAUUUGUAAUUUCUCUUUCUUGGGGGGAGAGGAAAGUUACCUUUUUGCACCAAUGAUAUUCAUAAUGUGAUCCAAUCCUCAGUGAGGAUGGAAACAUUUCCAUUCACUUCCAAAGGCUCCAAACAAGACCCAUACUGAAAAUUCCUGUGGGUGAGAAGAUGGGGGAGCAAAAGUCUCAGUGCCAAUUUGCAGCUAGAAGGACAUGCAUUGUAUGUUGUAUGCCACAUGAAAUUGCAUGGGGAAAACCUGACUCACACACCAUAGAACCAAACAGUGAUGUUUUACCAUUGCUGAAGGCAGCAACAGCUUGUUACAUUAGAUUAUGUUUGUUAGCAGAAGGCAGUUUGUCAGGGAGAGACAAUUUUCUAGAAUAAAGCAUCUAGCCCAGGCUCCCCUGACCUUUUCAGCCUCUGAGCAGAGCUGCUGUGUAACUGCUUACUGAAGUACAAAAACAACAGUAUGCUGAGGCUGUUUUUGUAAAAUGUGAUGAUACAAAACACGAUGAUAUUCCUAAAAUGAAACCCACCUUGCUUUGCUUUGGCUUUUCAGGACAAACAGAGCAGUGAGGGCACAAAGUAGCAAAACCUUCAGCAGAAGAACAGGUACACACUGCUGCACAGAUAAGGAUGGAAAAUCUCUUUUAUCCACUCCUUCUGCUGGGCUUUUCCAGAAGUAGUCAUGUGUCUAAUGAAGAUCUGAGAAGAAGGUUGACUGUUCCCUAAUUUUGCCUUCCUGUGUGUGCUAAGGCAGAAUUUGACUCUGGGAGUGCAAAUGCCAGCCAGAAUCUACUGCACCUUGAUUUUAAGUUUGCUAUAUGGAAGUGGUGCUUAUGUGACAUCCUGCAGGGCAUCCCUCCUUGAUCCCAUUGCCUCUAGACUGAGGUUCUUUCCCAACUGUAAAAGUCAAAAUAGUUCUGACUUUAAAUACUUCUGCUUAGAAAGCAGUUAUCUUUUGAAAGAAAUAUCUGUUCUUUGUUCUCAAUUGAUAUCCCAGAGAUAGAUAAAUAGUAGAAAGAGAUGCCUUUCAAGCAUAGUGGUAACACUGAUCAUAACACCUCUGUGGUUCUCGUAGGAAGAUCACUCACACGUUUCCCAAGCAACUACUGCGAUUCGAAGAAUCCUGAGAAACACAGCACUGUUACCUCACCUCAUAGAAGCACAGAAGCAUUGGGUGACUGUUCCGAGUCAACCUUAGAGUGAAGGCUCAGUAAGAAAUCAAAUUAAAAUUAAGAACGCAGACUGUUGCUUUCAUCACUGGGAGCCCUUUCUCCGGCUGGAGCGAGGGUCCUCAGAGGAUUCACACACAGACACAGGAAGUAUUGAGUUUCAUAGCCCAGCACAUUCUAGAAUCUCUUGAGUCUGUACCCACGUACAUCAGCUGAAGCUCAGAUCUGAAGUGGGUACUUAGGCUCUGCAAACUUCUGGAUAGCGUCUUCCUUAGCUAACAGCUUGGCACAGAACUUCUGUCCUGUGUUUUUCUGGGAGUUUAUUUUCUCCUAGGCUGAACCCAGCUCCUUCUAAUUUCCAGGCAUCACUUGGACUGGCCAGAAAAAACCAUACCUCUCUAACAUUAUGACCUCAAAAGAAACCAGUGGACCCUGUGCUCUAAAACAUUCCUGUUUCUGCUAAUAGAAUGCUAGAUAUAGGUGAACUGCAAGCUCUACACUAAUAAUUCUUUGCAUCUGCAAGAUGGACAGUUAGCUUGAAGAAACCUGUGGCUCAGAAGCAUUUAUCUCCUAUGCUUGUACAUUGUUUUGCUUUGCCUAGAUAUUAAUAAAUAAGUAGAUUUUCUACACAGUAAGGGCACAUACAGAGAAAUAUAUAAUUAAUAAUUCACUGGUGAAGCAUGAAUACUUUUAAAUACAAACAUUAAAGGGAGAGAAGGAGGAUGUAAUAUUACGUCCUGAACAUUUUAUAGUGUAUUGGAGAGACAUGAUGUAUCUUUACAUUUCUAAUAGAACAAAGAAGUGCAUUAAGUUGCUGGUCAACUCUUUUAAGGUGUUUAAACUCAUGGCUCAUGACUGUUACGUAAAACUUCAAUGGAGCCUUACUAACAACAAAGGUAUAGUGUAUCUGAAAAUACGGUACACAACUUGGAAACUUACUCUGAAUUUCGCUGAGGUGUUGAACUUUGCCAUCAGCAAGAAGUAUUUUUAGAAAGGAGACUGAAUUUUCAGGCAACAGAGACUUCAUCAAGGUGGGUGUCUAAUUUUUCCACUGCAGCAGAACAUAAAAUAGCUAGAAUACUUUAUUUGUAAGUAUAAUUUAUCUUUUGAUUCCGUGAAGGAGAAUUCAUAAGGCUAAAUCAUGUCAGAGAAGUAUGAAGCGGAGCUGUUGGCCAGAGAAUUCUGUGCAAAAAAGGGCACCAUUCCCCAAGGUGAGCUGAGGGCUGUACUCUGGAAACGUGCUUUGGACAGUAGUCUGGCCCCCUUUGUGCAGGCACAAACUACAGUUGUCUCUGCUGCUAAGUGUUCACAAAGUCAAUAGGAGCUUUUCUGUUGAUUUGAUGAGGCUUUGGAGCAGGCCCCACGUGCUGCUGCAAGCUGUAUAGAUCCUACUAGCACAGAGAUCAUCUCCUCUCCAUAUUGAUGUUGAUGAGCUCUUACCCAGCUGGCUGUCUCUCACACUGUGCGUUUGGGAUGAAAUAAGAGCUAUGCUAGAAUAUCUUCCUCAGCCUUUUUGUAAUAAAUCUUGGGCAAGAUUUAGCCUUUAAAACAGUCAUCCCAUAGUAGGGUAAAGUGUCAUUAAGCUUGUCUGUCACUAGGCUACAGAAAGCCUUCUAUUUUGCUAGUCAAAUAAUAGCAAGAGAUUUCUUAGGGUUUUUUGUUUGUUUCUUUUGUGUUUUUUUUAAGGUUGUAUGAAAUUGAUAUUAAAAAAAGGAAGUUACUGGUGUAGCACUAAUUACCUUCCAACUGUGAACUAUGGUAAUUUAUAUUUUAAGCUAAACGCACAGCCUUUUUGCGUUUUACUUUCAGUCUGGGCCCAAUCCUGCUUUCCUCGGCCCUCAUUCCUGGGCCUUUUGCACCAGUGCAAAUCACAGCAGUUCCACUCCGCUCAGCCAGCCGUGAGGUGGGCAGCGCCACGCGCCUGCAGGCGGCUCAGUGCCGGCCGAGGGCCUGGAUGCGUGCGGACACCGACAGCAGCACAGCUAGCUGGCGUAAAACCAAUGCGUGUAAGGAAGACAAAGGUUUUCCUCUCACAGAACGUUCCCCUGGAUGCCAACGGGGCUGUUGUCCAAGCAGGGGUCAGAGAUGGAGCCCACCCUGCUGCUGUGUGCUGCUGGGAGGGAAGCGUGCGGCAGAACGCGUUGCUGCGCUCCGAGAGAGGGACCGCAUUUCUCUCGUGCAUUAUGCAAAUGGAGCCGUGUUCACCGAGUGCUGCCGGAGUUCCCGUUGUUUCACUAAGGAAUGAAGGCUGUUCAGGGUUACGGGGAGCUGAGGGAGGCAGGAGGGGUUGUUUGCUUUUUUCCCCUCAGAGAAAAAGUAAUUUAAGUGAAAUGUGCAAGGCGGUGUUUAAUUGCUUCCUGCCUCGUUUGUACAUAGCAAUUUGGCUGUUUAUUGGUUGUCUUUGUUCAGAUUUUUAUUGUAACUUGUUGCUCUAUAUGCGACCAAGCGUAUGUUAAAGUUUAAACUUCGGUAUAUAAUAAUGCACAAUUUUAUGUGCUUUAAAACUUUGUAAAUAUGUGGAGGAACAAUGUAUGCUGCGCUAACUGUGAUCUUGGGACUUGACGCAACAAUAUUUUCAUGCAUAUGUACCUACAAAUGGUUUGAAAAUAGCAAAAUAUAUAUUGAGGAUGGCAAUGAGCCAAGAGUAAAUGAGUGCCGUAUGACUCAUGCUUCUUUAAUAAUUCCUGAAAGAGGCAUGUAUAGUACAUAAAAUAGACAAUAAAAAUAAUUUUCAAGACUACAAAUAUUUUUUAUAACUUCAGAUAUUAAAUACUAUUUUAGAAAAGAAGAUUGGUCGGUAAAAGAAGUCUUAGGUUUAUUCAAGUGAAUCAUUGUCAUAAAAAUGUUCUUAACAGAAUUUUUUGUUUGAUCUGCCAUCAUAGAAACCUGGCUCUUUUAAACUUCAGAAGACCUGGAGUGCUCUUGUGUUCUUACCGCUCCUGCGAUCUUCUGAAAUCAUGUCCUUCAAGUCUGCUCCCUCAAUAGCCAGAAAAGAUGCUAACCUGUGCAUUCACACCACCCUACACACCGUGUGUGCUCGAGCCCCUUUUGAAAUAGGCUCUGUGUGAUCAUCAUCAGGUAUCCAUGUAUGCCAGCGUUACAGUCAGUGCAGAUCCCACUGCAGUUUGUGUUCUUCUCUGAAUUAUUUUAUUUUCAUUGGAAAGGGAAUUUUUCUAAGGCCAAUCUUUCAAAUACAGUCUCCAAAUUUUUAUUAUGGUCUAUAUAGUCAGAAAUCUGCCAGACAGGGGCAUGGCUUCGAGUCUGUGUGUGAGAGUCAUCUCCCAGCAAAAACAGCAGCAAUUGAAAAUCGCGUUGCAUAAAUGUGCAUGCCUUAAUGCAGGUGUGAUAUCUGGGCAGUCAGAUUUGCAGGGCAUCUUUCCCAUCGGUGCAUUGCACCUGCAGAAGUUGCUGUCAUACAGGCACACCUCUGUGCAUCAGAGCAGUGACAGCACAGCCAUCGCAGGGCUGCACACCGGGCACGUUUACAGGGACAGCCAGGCAGAAGCCGCUGUGCAUUCCUGGUGUGAAUCUGUGCUUUCAAGCCAGGUUGUAAACACACUGCAUUGAGAGUACAUAUAAUCUGGUUGUAGUCGAGAAACACCCCAGAUAUUACCUACUGCAGGAAUUACCUUAUAAAGAGAAACACACUCUUCUGUUAUUAUUCUGUUUUUCACAUAUCCUUAUGUGAGGAAAAGAAAAGCACCACAAAAUUUCUCAUUUAGUAUAAAUCUGGGUUAGUGUAUUUAAGCAGGAGAAAUAAGAACAAGCCUGUUUCGAAUGCUGAAGGGAAAUUGGAGGGAUUCUGCUUUGGGUUUGCCUUGUUUCAGACAUGCACAGGUUGCUGAAUUUAUUUAGCUGCCAUUCUGAGCCUCCUGACACCUCCUGCACUCUCUGCCUUCUGUACAGAUAAUGGCAGAAUUGGAAUAAGUGCCAUGGCCAAGGUCACAGAGAGCUUGUGACAGAGCAGGGACACCAUGUUCUGCCUAGCAUCCUUACCACAUCAUCCGUGCACAGGUAUAUAUGGGAAUGUAAGUGAUGGUGGAUGUUUGCAUUUCAGCCAUGACAUGCCAAGUCAGUGCCUCCAACUGGAAUAUCUGUGGGUACUUUCACACAUGGAAAAUAUCUUAACCAAAAUGCAGCCCAAGUGGAGUUCGAUAAUGGAGCAAAGUAACUCUUACAAUGUUGGUCACUUCUGCUGCCUUGAUUUUUCAUUUCAAAACAUUGUUACCACAUUUGCUAAGUUAGUGAAAAACAACCAACAUGCAGGUGUUGUGUGCAGUAACACUGAGAAAUUGAAUAGGAGAAACAGCACAAGGUAAAGAAGGGUUUCUUGUGUGCAUGUACUCACUUUGAUGCACUUUGCAUGUACCAUGCAUUUUUCUGGCCUGGUUGUUGACAUGUUUUGCUUGCCCAGAGCUAAGAGUUGUUCUUUACAUAAGAUAAGUAGGUGAACAGCUAAUUCCUACAGAGCUUUAUAACAAGUUUGCCAUGGGUUCCUAAAGGACAGUGCUGUUUUAUAACUGCCUCUGCUUUAUACGCUGCUUUACUGAAAUGCUUAUAAGCCAACUGGAAAGAAGGCAGCAAACUCUUACAGGCAUGUUUUUCACUUGUUCUUCUGACAGCAAAAGAUCACCAUCUUGUUCCAUUCCAGUGUGUUAACUUAUAUGAACUGUCAUCUCUCCGAACAAACUAUUAAUGUAUUUUUUAAUUCUGCCUUUAAAUAAAUAUUUGGGGUUUGAUUUGUGUUUGUUUGUUUGUUUAGCAAAUACACAAAAAACCGUUACAAAUAACCUCCUCCAAUCUCUCUCCCAAGGAGUUUUCAGACUCUCCUUUCAAACCAUCACGUGCUCAUUUCAAAAGGAGUUGCUUGAAAUACUUAUUUUUUCUUAGUUUCUAUUUUAUUUAUAAAUAUUAAUUAAUUAGCUCUAAUUAACCAGCAGGACUUCUGCUUCUUAUCUGUGCAAAUGCAUGUAAUUAUUGUGAUUUUCAAGUACGUUUUUAUUAUAGCAAACGUGCAGGACAAAAAUCAAGUUGAAUUCUCCUCUCUGCUACUCUGCUACUCACCUGCUACUACUUACAGGGUAAAAAGCACUGAACUGAACAGCAACUUCUGAGCUUUAUAAGCUAAUAUUAAAGUACAUUUAAAGACAAGACAGCCUUUUUCUACCCGUACAUGUUAAUGCUUUCUCUUGGAAACAUCCAAAGAAAAUCUUUGAAUUUGGUGAGGUGGGCGUUCUUGUGACUGAAACAGUGUGAUAUUUCCAACAAGAUUUAUUUCAGCCAACCAAAUUUGACUUCUUAAAAACAAAAAAAAAGGCAAUGCCAGCAUGGUGUUUGUCAGCACUGUUUGUAAUCCCUGUGAAAAUACAAGAGCAAAACCUCUCCAGUGUGGGUGCCUUCAUUAACAGACCCACAAGAGGUGGCUGACCUGAAUCCCACCCGUCAGACAUGCUGACUUCUGCCACUGCUGCUGCUUCGCGGGUGCCUGGAGCACUGCUCACUGCUGACCGUCAGUGCUUACACCAGUCACACACACACAGCAGCGUGGCUCUGCCUCCCCUCAGCUGUGACAUUUCUGGUGAUUUUGCCACUUAGAUGGAGUUUCUUCGUGCGAACCUGCGUGGCCUUUACCUUUUCCCAUACUGCUUUAAAAAUGCUUGAGAAAUGAAAAUGUCACCUUUUUGCUUGUCAAUUUUUUCCCCCUGAAGGGGUGACAGAACGGAGCUAAACCAGGACCCGGGCUCGAAUAGCUGCAUAUGUAUUCUCGUGGCGACGCAGGCUGUGAACCCAGCCCCACAACAAGGCUGUUCCCAUCCUUCCUCGGGGCACACUCGCUCCUUCCCGCCGUGUGCCCUGUGGGCUCGCUCUCAUCCCCCUCUCUUCCUCCGCUCUGAGUCACAGGAGCAGCAGCCCUGCCUGCUCCGACCAGUCAGUGCCUCAGCUGUUCGGGUAAAGCCCACGCUCCCGCGGGACUCACGUUUGAGUACAACCCCAGGAUUGUCAGGGCUCUGGCUGGCAGUGCUGCCGAGGGGACAGUCUAAGGCUCUAUUUUAAUCUUCUGGAGCCCAGCCAAGCACUGGAACGGAGCUGCCGGCACGAGGGGGGCCCUCCUGCUCACUGCGCCUGACCUCCCAUCAGGAGAGGUGCUGCUGUGUUCCUUCUCAAACUGCUAGGGCCCUUUCAUUGCGCUGACCUCCCAUCACGAGUGCUACCAAGGAUCCAGCUUUGACUACUGGGGCUCAACCCUGGCUCCGCUCCAGCCCACGAGCCGCACGCUGCUCGUCUCCAGACGUACGAUCACCGCGGGGUUCUGCUGCAGCACCAUCCGCUGGCUGCGUCUCACUGAGCUGGACGUUCCCCCGCACAGUUCUCAGCUGUGACGUGUCAUUUCAUUUGGUUGGAAGCGUGCGACGAGCGCUCCUGUACGGGUUUGGUCCCAGCCUGAACGCACAGCGCCGGCAUCAGCUUGACAAGCACUGCACGCUCGGUGCUUUGCGCCCACGGGCAGCAAUAAGGCAAAGAUGGCACUGCGGUGCUCUGGGCGUGGAGGAGGUCCGUGCGCACCUCGCCCUGCCCGGCUGCUCAGCGCCACAGAGCGCUCUGCACUCGGGCCGCCUCUGCCGCUCAGGCAGCGC